This is a messenger RNA of Motacilla alba alba, 2371 nucleotides long. RefSeq names its product caspase 7 (gene CASP7). The transcript has 7 exons. NCBI's taxonomy places the organism in Eukaryota, Metazoa, Chordata, Aves, Passeriformes, Motacillidae. Gene Ontology annotation, cellular component: cytoplasm. The record is from RefSeq and is a predicted model, not a curated record. Gene Ontology annotation, biological process: proteolysis; apoptotic process. The coding region runs from base 135 to 1220 and encodes 361 amino acids.
UUUCCUGAUGAAAUCUGGAAGCAGAGACCCGAAGUUUCAGAGCAUCCCACCCUGAGUGGAGGUCCUGCGUGUGCCCUGCGCUCCUCUCUGCUGAGCUGGCGCGGAUCGUUCUGCUGUGGUUUCCCAAGUGCUGAAUGAUGAAAUUAAAACCGCCCGUGGGAAACACACAGGACUCUUUCGUUUAUACAUAUCUGACAGUGUAUAUGCAAACGAAAACACAGGAGCCCUUGCUUUCAUCCCAACAUGCUUCUUUCCAGACCAUGGGAAACCAUCUGGGAAUUACUUCUGUGAUGUCAGAGGAUCAGCGUGAUGAUCUCCCUGCUGGAGAGGGAGAUUAUGAAGAUGGCUCUGAUGAAGUUGAUGCAAGGCCAGACAGAAGCAGCAGGUUCUCACUUUUUGUAAAAAAAAGGAAGAAUGGAGAAGAAGAUAAGCCAAAGCCCUCUCUCAGUAAUCAAUACCGAAUUGUCACACCCACAUUCCAGUAUAAUAUGGAUUACAAGAAAGUUGGCAAAUGUAUUAUUAUAAACAACAAAAAUUUUGAAGACAAAACAGGAAUGGGCACACGCAAUGGCACUGACAAAGAUGCUGGAGACCUUGCUAAGAGCUUUAAAAACUUAGGGUUUGAGGUUGAUAUACACCAUGACCGAAGCCGUGAUGAUAUGGAAAAAUUACUGAAAAAAGCUGCCGAGGAGAACCACAGUGAUGCUGCCUGCUUUGCCUGUAUCCUCCUAAGCCAUGGGGAAGAAGGGCUCAUCUAUGGCACAGAUGGACCCAUGGCUAUCAAGAGUCUGACUGCACUGUUCAGAGGAGACAAGUGUAAAAGCCUUAUAGGCAAACCCAAACUGUUUUUCAUUCAGGCCUGCAGAGGCUCUGAAUUUGAUGAAGGUAUACAAACUGACUCUGGACCUGCCAAUGACACCCUGGAGACAGAUGCCAACCCGAGAUACAAAAUCCCAGUAGAAGCAGAUUUUCUGUUUGCUUAUUCCACCGUGCCAGGUUAUUACUCCUGGAGAAAUCCUGGAAGAGGCUCCUGGUUUGUGCAGUCUUUGUGCUCUGUGCUAAAUGAGCAUGGAAAGCAGCUUGAGAUCAUGCAGAUCCUCACUCGGGUCAACUACGUGGUGGCCACCAAUUUCGAGUCGCAGUCCGACGAUCCGCGCUUCAGUGAGAAGAAGCAGAUUCCCUGCGUGGUCUCCAUGCUCACUAAGGAACUUUACUUCUGAAAGGGCAUUCUAGUGCAGCCCAUGCUGAAAGGUCAGGCUGUGGUUUUGGGUGGAGAUGUGAUUGUGGACAGGAGCAACACAUUUUUAAAAACAGAAAUGUGGUAACACGAGAUUUUUUUAUGUUGUAUAAGAUGGGGUAUCUGAUGGAUGGACAACAUGCAAUAUUUUAAAGAAGCUAUGGGCCAGCCUGACAGCUAUUACUAAUUAUUGUGUCUUGGUUUCUCUUAGUGUGGCUGUCAUGAUUUAUGGCUGCUGAAGAUGUUAUGAGUCAGCUACCUGACCCAUAAAGCUUUUUCCCAGAAAGCAGAUUGUAAAUUAAGAAUAAAAACAAAAAAAUCUUGAGACUCCUUCUCAUUUACUGCUAGUUCGUGGAACUAUAACCUCCUUGGAAAUUUCCAAAGACCAUCAUAUUAUGGCUAUGUCCAGUAAUAAAACAGUUUGUAGCUAUUUUAAAGGGUGUCUCUUAGUCUAAUAUAUUAAUUUCCUUUUAAUGAACAUUAUUAAUGAAGGCUAAUGGUUACUCUCUGCUCAAUCUGGAAGUUAGUUUACUUAGUCAUCAUUCUAGGAUAAGAUGAAUGUAUAAAAAAAUCAAUAUUUUUAUUUACCUGAAUAGUAUAGAAAUGUAACAAAUAGAACAAUCAAAAUUAAAAUCUCUGUAAAAGAUUGGCAAAUUUUACUUGGAUGGAACCAUAUUGAAGUGCCUUUGAAAAGAUAUUUUGCCUUGCAAAUGACAAUUGACUGAGAGAACAACCUGAAACAGUGGUAUUGCAUUUCUUCUGCUUGCAGAAAUAAAAAUGUCUGCUUGUUGAUUCAAAAGUUAAUGACAAGGCUUUAAAACAUUAAGAUUUAAUGUUGAAAAGGUAGAAUUAUAUGUUCCAGUAACAAAUGUCUGUUUAUGAUUUAACUUCUAUUUGGGAGGAGUUUUGCCAAAACUGGGAAUGGUUACUUGGAUCAGAAACCAGAAGUGCCUUCUUAGUUACUGUACGGUCUUGAUUUAGUGUUUUAGAGUUUUGUUGGUGAUCUUUAUAUUUCUACUUUUUUAUAUUUCCUUUAGUUGGUAGCUAGGCCAAAUAAAGUAAGUUUAAUGAUUUGGUUAAACUGGUCAAGAAUUAGUCAUUCACUCUUUUCCCAAUUAAUGUACUUUAUACUCC